Molecule: messenger RNA, 2449 nt
Organism: Chenopodium quinoa (quinoa)
Lineage: Eukaryota; Viridiplantae; Streptophyta; Magnoliopsida; Caryophyllales; Amaranthaceae
Product: tRNA-specific adenosine deaminase 2-like
Biological process (GO): tRNA wobble adenosine to inosine editing
Molecular function (GO): tRNA-specific adenosine-34 deaminase activity; zinc ion binding
Source: RefSeq, a predicted model, not a curated record
CACACUCGCAAAUCCUGGAGACGCAACUGGCCACUUUCCAUACUAAUCAAUUCUGCAUCACUGUCAUUCAAAUCUUCAUCACUAUUCAAAUGAAUUUCAUUGCACCUUCCUCAUGAAUUUCUCGUAUACCUCCUAUUUCAUCAACAUCUCCUCCAACAUUAAGCCCUCCUAAGCUCCUAGUUACCCUCUCACUAAUGUCAUGAUCUACAUUUAAAGCAAAUAGAUCGUCAUCACUGUCAUCUUCAAAAUCACCCUCACUUAAGUAAACAUCACUAUCACCACUGUCAGAGUUCAAAUUAAUAUUAAUGGCCUCCUCCACCAUUUUAUACACUGAAAAGUCAAUGUUUAUCCUACAAAUUAAUACAAAGCCAUAAACCAUUUUCAAUUUCAAUCAACCAAUUAAACAUGCCUUUUCCAAUUGUAAAAAUCAACAGGUUGUACAAGCAAUUUUCAAUACCUUUAAUAUAAAAUUCAACCAAAAAUUAAGGUAAAGCUAAAAGUAAUGACUACGUUAAUUAUUUAUAAUUAAUCCAUUUUUCAAUACAAAUUAAAGUAGUCAACUAUAACCCUAACCCAAUUAUACAAAAUUAGUGGGUGGUUCAAGAUGUUUGUUAUUACAUGGUUUUUUGUAUAAUAGUCCAAUUGGUCCCCUUGAUUAGAUUACCACGAUGCCCUUUUUUAUUCUUCACCAUGACAGAGAGAGAACGAGUGAAUUUAAAGGAAAAUUGGUACUUUUUUGUAAGUUAAAUCAUUCAAAGAAAGAGAGUAUAAUUAUAUAUUUACCUCUUUGGAUGAUUAUUAAAAUCCCUGCAAUGCCUUCAAUGCGUCAACCUGGCAGAAUUGUUUAAUUCUUUGCAGUUUCUUAAUGGAGUGAGAAGAGAGAGAGGCUGAGAGUGGGGGGGUGGGGGACAUCUGAUGAAGGGUGACAAAAGGGAGGGGAUUCGUGAAUAGAAUUGGGGAAAAAUAGGGAUUUAAUUAGUCACGGUUCUUGCACGUGCAAGUCAACGCCGGAAUAGGUAGUCAAUGGCCGAAAAAAAUUGAGUGGUAAUCUUUCACAAAAAAAAAUUCAUAAUUGGUAGUUUCUAACAAAAAAUAAUUUAAAAGGUAGUUUCUCGUAAAAUGUUAAACUUAAAAGGUUGUUUCUCAUAAAUUUUCCCAAAAAAAAAAAAAAAAAAUUCUGUAAAAAUCUUUUACUAGUAAAUGAGUUUUUUUUUUUUUAAAAAAAAAAAUAAAAAAAUUGAGUACAUUAAACCAAACGGUGCCAUUCAAGUCCGGUAGUAGAGUACUCGUGUUCGUAUCACCAAAACAAGCAAGACUGCAAGAGAUCGAGCAGUAAUCUGAGGCCCAUUAUCGGAAACCGGAGCAACCGGCGGCGACAGGGUGCUCGGCAAUUUCUGUCUACUUUAUUGUCGGGAUCAACGGAUUUAUUCUCAAUAUAAGGAAAACAUUGUUACUGUUAGAAUUUCCUUCAUAAAUCAAAGGCCUUGGUCGUGUGGUGUUUAGAAUUCUGAUUUUGGUAAAACUUAGAACUCUCACUUUGGAGUUGUUGGUGAUGGGUUCCGUUGAGGCAGAAAAUUUUUGUGAUAUUAAUUCUUUUAUGGCGCUUGCAAUAGAAGAAGCAAAACUUGCUUUGGAGAGACUUGAGGUGCCUGUGGGUUGUGUGAUUGUUGAGGAUAAAAAAGUCAUUGCAUCUGGGAGUAAUCGUACUAACGAGACACGGAAUGCUACAAGACAUGCAGAGAUGGAUGCUAUUGAUAGCCUUCUACUGCAGUGGCAACAAGAUGGACUUUCUCAAUCAGAUGUUGCUAAGAAGUUUUCAAACUGUGUUCUAUAUGUUACAUGUGAGCCUUGCAUAAUGUGUGCAGCUGCUUUAUCAUUUAUGGGAUUAAAGGAAGUGUACUAUGGAUGUGCUAAUGAUAAGUGGGGAUGUGGGUCAAUUCUUUCCCUUCAUUCAACUAGCUAUGAGCACUCCAACGUUGCAGAAGCAAAAGGCUAUAAGUGUACCGGAGGGAUAAUGGCAUCAGAAGCAGUUUCUCUUUUUCAAACUUUCUAUGAACGUGGAAAUCCUAAUGCACCCAAGCCUCACAGGACAGUUGUUCCCUGACACCCCCUCUUCCUUGUUCUGUGCUCCACAAUGGUUCUACGUUCAAUGUUUCUAUAACUCAUUGACGCUACAAAUGAUAGUGUAUAUUGAGGGGCAGAAAAGUAGAAUGAUUGAGGGUGGUCAGCCUCUUCACAAUCUAUUUAAAACUUCAAUUGACACCUCUCAGCUCUACUUGUUGAAUUAUGUAGAAAAUGAACUCUCGACAAAGUAUUAUUGUAUUUUUUCUGGGCAGAUCUUGUGGCAAGGGGCAGUAUCUCAGCAUAUACCCUUGUCAUUAAUGAUACAACUUAUCGCCAUUAUAUGGUUUAAUGACUAUGUUCCUUGGUUAUUUCAUGGAUUUCAAAA